AUGGCAGACAUCCGUCCUGUGAGCGGUGUAUCAGGUGUAAUAUCACUUGUGAAUACACCCAGAACAGCCGAGACAGGCGCAUGGACCGGCAGGAAGAAAAACGGUGGGCAGCCUUCCGUCUCCAGCAAACAAGACUUUGAGCGCCAGUUCCCCCCACCAUUGCAUGCGAAUACUGACAUUUCAACAAGAGCACAUCUCGCAUUAGCUAAUCGAGUCCGAGAGUUGGAAUCCCAAUUGGCUCUAGUGAAGCAGACCCAAGCACAGGACGCCAUCUCGCCCAGCAGUCAUGGCGGCAGCGCGUCUUCCCCGGCCCAUGCCAAUACUGGCGGUUUGAACUCUGAGGGUGCAGUUGAGUCAAGUGCCGAUGCGAUAGCAACCGGCCUCUUUGAUGACCAACCCGGGAAUGCCGACAUAGGCUACUUUGGCGCCAGCUCAAAUCAUGCCUUCUUUUGGUCUCUCACAUCGUCCUUGGAGGAGCUGAACAAGAAGAAGCCGGGGCGCCAGAAUCUUCCUUUCCGACAGGUCGGCGCAAAUGAUGGGCCAAGACGGCUUCCCUUGCCGCCGCUUAAAGUGGUGACGGCAGAGCGGCAACCGUUACCCCAAGAAGACUCAUUUCCUGGACGAAAACUAGCUAUUGACUGGGUAAAUAGAUUUUUCGACAUGGUGGCGCCCGUUCUCCCCUUUGUCAACAAGUUCAUGCUGGUUCGAGAGAUUGACCUUAUAGACUCUCGGACCGGCACUUGGCAAUCGUGCCCUUCUAAUACCCAGGCCCUGAUGAGCAUCGUCUUUGCCCAUUCAUUGGCCAUAUCCGAAGAUGGAGCGGCGGAGCCAUUUUACCGCCGGGCCUUGGGCCUGUUGGAUGAGAAAGGGCUCUAUCUGCCGACUAUUGAAGCCCUCCAAGCGCUGCUACUCCUGGCAAACUUUCAACAGAACAGUCAACGAGCACAAGAGAGCAUCACGACUCAUUUUCGUGCUGUCAAAGCUGCAUAUCAGCUUGGUGUCCACUCGCCAUCCUCGUACAGUCGAUUCGGAAACAAGGACAAUGAGCUGCGAUCCUUGCUUUGGUUUGCGGUUAUAAAUGAGGACCGAAUCAUCGGUGCGGGCUUGGGCCGCCCAUUUCUCGUUCCCGCUCAACAUAUUCAGACCAAGCUCAAAGAUCUGAUGAGCCAUGGACACGCCAGACAAGGUGACGAUUCUAAACUUGGAUGGUCGAGUCUAUCUCACUUUCGGCAUGCGGCUGGUAGCAAGUACCAUGAGAUUAUCGGCAACGUAGUUGACGUUAUGCACAACUCAAAUAUUACGUCGACCAAUGACCUCACACUGAGUGAGCUUGUGCCCCAUGUCAUGGAAUCGCUACGGAAGCUGGAAACGCUUGGAAAAGAUGCAGCACCUUACACAGUACUCGUAUCGAACGCGACUGUUGAUUCAUGGCUGGCCACGGACCUCGAGGAACACAGGUAUACAAUACUGAGCUCCUUGUAUCACUACCGCGUCACCAUGCUGGUCAAUGCCCCGCUGCUAUUGGCGGUAUUGUGGCAUGUCUCGACUGCUGCAGACACAGGCGACUCGGAUCUCCACGUCAAUAUUGCCAUGUCCAUCCUGCAAGCGUAUUUGCAGACCAUCAACAACUUUCACAACCUGCUUUGCACCAUCUUGAGGAUCCAGCGGUCAUUUUUGAGGCAGAAUGCCGCGUGGUGGCUGUGCAAUUACAUGAUGGUGUCGAUAAAUCUUCAUUUAUUUGGGUUGUGGCUGAUAUCGUCGAAUAAACCGGACAUAUUGCCGCCACUGGGGAAGACGAGCCUCGAAAUCGAAAGCCUGAUGCGGCGAACUUUGGAUACGCUGCGAUUGGUAGGCGGGACCAGCAUCAUGAGCAGGAAGGCUCACCGCUGUCUGCAGCAAUACCUCGACUCCUUCACCAAAGAUGUCGAAGUGCAGAACCAGAUUGGCAUGGAGCCUCCUGUGCCGACGGAGGCGACUAGGCCGUGGCCAUAUGGUCUUUCCUCUGGCGGCAUGGCAUGGGAUGGCAACAUGGACGACCUCAUGGCGGGCUUGAGGGCGGAAGACUUUCUUGGGGAUGACAUUUUUGCCAUGAGUUACAAUAUUAGUGACUUUGACGCCACGGGAUUUAUAUAA
This is a messenger RNA of Metarhizium robertsii ARSEF 23, 2133 nucleotides long. RefSeq names its product C6 transcription factor. Gene Ontology annotation, biological process: DNA-templated transcription. Lineage: Eukaryota; Fungi; Ascomycota; Sordariomycetes; Hypocreales; Clavicipitaceae. The coding region runs from base 1 to 2133 and encodes 710 amino acids. The record is from RefSeq and is a predicted model, not a curated record. Gene Ontology annotation, molecular function: zinc ion binding; DNA binding. The transcript has 7 exons.